AUGGAGACGGUGACGGGUAUUUUCACGUCCGACAAGGCGCACGAGACCAAAAGACCCAGAAUAGACCCUGUUCCGUUCUCAGAGGACUCUGUUUCGCUGCCAAAGUCCGAUUUCAGAAAGCUGGUAAUUCGAAAUCCUAAAGGAACGCACAAAAACUACUACGAGAUUAACCCAGACGAGGUGCUUCUUGGCAAGGAAGUAUCAAGGCCAAACGGUUUCAUGCGUGUUGUGUCCAAUUUCAAACCUUCAUUCCUUAGACAGGAAGACAAGCUGCUGAAAUCGCCUGUACCAGCCGAGCAGGACGCCAGCUCUUCAAACAUCCCCGAAGGCUACUGGUGCUCGCCUUCAAUUGAGGAGCUCUCAAAAAUGACACAGCAGGACCUGAUGCAUGUGCAGAACUUCACCGCUGGAUGCAGAGGAUUCGGCCAGGUCUCGUUCUCCUAUCCUGUCGACUUGUCGGCAUUCCACAGCAGACUGGAUCAGCUUUUAGGCGUACACAUUGUUUUCAGACCAAGAAUAGUGCAAGUUUAUCCUGACGGAACAGACAAGCCUUCACCCGGAAAUGGAAUGAAUGUGCCUGCCGUGAUAAGUCUGGAGAAAUGCUAUCCUUUUGAUAAGGCGACCAAGACGCGAAUUACUGAUCCUUCUGCUCCCGAAGUUUCUGCGCAUAUAAAUCGACUGAAAAGUACUCCGGGAAUGGCGUUCGUCAACUACGAUCCAAUUACAGGAACGUACACUUUCAAGGUCGACCAUUUCAGUAUUUGGGGACUUGUUGACGAGGACGAAGACGAUCCGCAGCUUGUGCAGCGAUUCAAAAUACAAUUAGAGAGCGAGAACCAGCGCGAGAAACGCAAACAGACGGAGAAAAAAGAGGCAUUCAGACGCAUAUCCUCGUACACUGGCGACCUGGAGGCUGUUCCUGGCGGAUGGACCGCAGAGCCGGAAGACGCAAACAUGGAGGACAGCAUAGACCUCAGCCAGGAAGACUACAUUCAAGUGGACGUGCCGGAGCCAGACAAUGACGUCAGCGACAUGGAAGACGAGGUUCUUCCUGAGGACCCAGUUUUCGAAGAUCUGGUGCAUGUGCGCGCAUACGAGCCAGAGUUAGAAGAAAUCGAUAUGACGGUUCUCAAGAGGGAGGCCAAGUUCGAGACUAGCGAUAACUGGAGCCAACAGUUGGAGCUGGCGUCCGGGUUUGAGUCUGUCUUCAGCAACGAAUAUGAUUAUUCGAAGAAAAUGGACGUGUCUGCCAAAAGUGUGAACGAACUGUUUUUCAAUAGGGACUCGCACAAACGCAAGAGAGUGGAGAUGAAGCCAGUACGCUCUGAGGAUUUGCGGACGUUGAAAAGUGUUCUGGCGGCCGAAAUGCGCCAGAUGAAAGUCACAGCAAGAGAAAACUCAUAUCCUUUGAUCAAGCCUGAUGAAGACGUUUCGCUACAGUCCAUUCUCAACAUUUACAGGAACUCAAGCGAGUUCAAAUUUUGGGACCUGAUUGCGCGACUGUUCGAUGACAAAUACUGCGAGUCAUUCCUUGGACAGGCUGAAUUGGAUGCGUACGCAGGCAAACCACAGCUGAGAAAAACAUUCAUCGAUCUGCAACGCCGCGAAUUGUUAAUUGACUGGCUGCACGAUCACAGCUUGCCAGAAAUUAGCAAGCUGCUGGAAGCCUCCAAAUCAGAUGCUCUUGAAAGAACAUAUUUGCACAUUUGUUCCGGCGAUAUACUGAAAGCAGUAAUGACAGCAAUGGAAUCCUCAAACAACCACCUGUCUGUUCUUCUGACACUAAUAGACUCAAACGAUCCAUCCGUUAGAAGACUAUCAAAAGCACAGCUAAAAGAAUGGGAAUCCACCUCUACACUCCAGUAUAUUCCUGCUCCAGUGCUGAAAGUUUACAAGCUUUUGGCAGGAUACACACUAUCUAAUGACAUUGUGCCGCAUUUGAAAGGGCUUUCGUGGCCGACUGUUCUUUUGAUGCAACUGAAAUACGGGGACACAAACCGCAGCAUCAGCGAACUGAUUAACGAGGUGAUUGACCACGAGUCAAAGCUAUGGGUUGCCCCAAGUGCGCAAGACAAGUAUUAUCUCGCAUUCAAGCUUAUGAAGUCUCCCUCUACCGUUCUUCUCCACUACGACAACGAGACGCAGUUCCUGCUAUUUAAAAAGCUGAACAGCAUUUUGAAUUUGUCAAAUAUUGACAACGUGAUUCUCCAAUUGAGCCAGAAACUUGCCUCACAGGAAUACUACGAAGAGGCCUUAUUUGUCUUGGAACAUUUGAGUGAUGAUGCGCUCUCCGAGUCCGAGAUCUCGAGUCUGAUCAAACUAAAUAUUGACUCAUUUAGAUUUUUGGAUAAUGACAUGAGACUCGAUACUCUGCACGAGACUUACAGACUUCCGAAGUCUAUUCUUCACCAGGCCAGGUCCAGGAGAUUUGAAAAGGAUGGGGAUUCCGUAAGGGCUGUGUGGGCGCUGGUGGAGGCAGGAUCGCUGGACGAGGCGCACAAACUGACCUUGAGUGACGUUGCACCGGAAUUUGUCAUUGCCAAUGCCAACCUCGACGAACUGGAGAAACUGCUUCUCAAAUUCAAAACUUUGUCUGACUGGGUGAUUGGUGCUCAGAUAUACUACGAAUAUAUCCAGCUCAAGAAGAACAGUGACGAGAACGCUAUCAAGACUCACACCAAAAAGCUUCUCAACGGAUUAGUUCUUCUACGCGAAUCUAAUCCAAAGGCCAGAAUCGCAAAGACUCUGAUGUACAGAGAGGUGAUUCGUCUCAUAUUUGACUUGUCGCUCGACUAUAACGAGCAGCAGCUACUGAGUCUGGAUCUUCCGUCCAGCGAGAUGAACUACUUGAAAAGCAGACUUCCUGCUAAAUAG
Messenger RNA from Ogataea parapolymorpha DL-1, 2874 nucleotides. RefSeq lists its product as uncharacterized. Gene Ontology annotation, biological process: protein import into nucleus; RNA export from nucleus; post-transcriptional tethering of RNA polymerase II gene DNA at nuclear periphery. Bases 1 to 2874 code for a protein of 957 amino acids. The transcript has a single exon. Gene Ontology annotation, cellular component: nuclear pore cytoplasmic filaments; nuclear pore. The record is from RefSeq and is a predicted model, not a curated record. Gene Ontology annotation, molecular function: structural constituent of nuclear pore. NCBI's taxonomy places the organism in Eukaryota, Fungi, Ascomycota, Pichiomycetes, Pichiales, Pichiaceae.